Messenger RNA from Cooperia oncophora, 609 nucleotides. The record is from the annotation of a GenBank genome assembly. NCBI's taxonomy places the organism in Eukaryota, Metazoa, Nematoda, Chromadorea, Rhabditida, Trichostrongylidae.
UUGUCUGCUCCACUUCAGUGUACCUGGUGCUUACAUGGUCCGAAAUGUCAUUUACAGGUCGUCACGUGGAUCUCUCGAGUCAUUGAUCGCAUAUGUUCGGCCGCUGGGCUUGAUCCUCGGCUCACCGAGAAACUCACCCAAGUUAUCCCAGGAUUUGUCGCUGUUCACAUUGAUAAUCUUGAGCAAGUCUAUGCAGAGAGUCGGAAGCUCGCCCCUCCACCGAAGGUGUCACAUACUGUUACAUACUGCAUAAAAAUUCUUGGGGACUAUAACUACCUUUUCCAGUCGAAACUCUUAACACCAGUACUACUGACUCCAUGCGAACGUGUAAUCGUCGGUGGUCUGCGUUGUACAAUGCUCCCGGAAGGACGUCCUAUAAAUGCAGAUAAUCCCGAGAACAGUCUGAGUAUGCUUCCAGCUGAAGGAGCUCUAUUUCUUACCAACUACCGUAUAAUUUUUAAAGGGCGGCCGACGAAUCCGUUCCUGGCUGACGAUGUCGUAGUCAGGUCUGUACCGGUGAUGACGUUAACAAAGGAGAAGCCCAUAAAUGAUCGAAAUUUACACUCUGGUGGUCAGCUUCAUGGCAUCCCUUCGAAGGUAUCGGUUUGA